GAUAAAAGAGAAAUUAUUGCCAAUACACCAUCAGAUUAUGCUAAUCUCAUCGAGAAAUGUUGGUCAUCUGAUUCAGAUCAACGACCAACGCUAGAUCAAAUUUUGAUAGAACUUGAGAAGUUAUCAAAUGAAACAACUAUUGAAUUUAUAACAAAUGAAAACAUCAAGAACAAUCAACAAAUUGUGCAACCAGAGUUAUAUAAUGAAAUUUCAUUAAAUUUUUUUAAUUAUAGAACUGAAACAACGUACAAAUGUCAGGAAGAAUCCAACACAAAAGAAGAGUCACAAGUAUUACAUGGCUCAUAUUUAUCCAAUAAUUGUAAUAAUGAUGAAGCAUGGGAUUUUUUUAUUAUUUAUUUUUUAAACACCGGACUUUUGUUGAUACUACAACCUUACUCACCUGACGUA
This is a messenger RNA of Dentiscutata erythropus, 408 nucleotides long. The record is from the annotation of a GenBank genome assembly. Lineage: Eukaryota; Fungi; Glomeromycota; Glomeromycetes; Diversisporales; Gigasporaceae.